AUGAGGAAAAUCAUAGACGCGGUUCUUUUUGGGCUGUUGGUGGCACUUGUUGCUGCCGUACCUUUGGACGAACCAGCUGCUGACAAGUGGAGCCUGGUCCCGGAUGCCAACGGUCGCUUGCAUCUGGUCAACACUAACCCUUACAAUCUUCCCGAUGUGGAACAAGAACCAGAAAAACGUUUCACCGCUGCUUCCGACACAAUCUUCCGAUUGUACACCAGAAGUAACCCAACUAUGCCGCAGGUUAUCGAGCUGAACAAUGCUGCGUCGCUGUCGAACUCCAACUUCAAUGCGGCCAAUCCGACUCGGUUCAUCAUCCACGGUUGGAACAAUGAUGGCUUCUCCGAAGUCAACCAGCUUUUGACGGCCUCUUGGCUGAGCCGGGGAGAUUUUAACGUGAUCACCGUUGACUGGGGAGUUGGAGCCAUCACCAUAAACUAUCCGUUUGCUCGAGCUCGUGUCAUGUCGGUCGGAUCCGUUGUAUCAUCCUUCAUAAAUUUCCUGCGGACCAGCGCAGGAAUCCAAUUCCACAGUGUUAGCAUAGCAGGUCAUAGUCUGGGAGCUCACGCUGCUGGUAAUGCAGGUUUCUUCCAGUUUGGCCGUUUGAAUACCAUCUUCGGGUUGGAUCCAGCUCUGCCACUGUUCUCGGCUGACAGUUCGGAUCGCAUUCACGCUAGCGAUGCGCAAUACGUGGAGACAAUUCACACCAAUGCGGGAUUACUGGGCUUCGAUCUACCGUUGGGAACCGCUUCGUUCUAUCCUAAUGGAGGCCGAAUUCAGCCGGGCUGUGGAAUCGACAUCGCUGGAGCUUGCGCUCACUCCCGUGCCUUCCAAUUUUUGGCCGAAUCUAUCGUGUCGGCAGGUUUCUCGUCGGUACCGUGCCAGUCCCAUCAGCAAAUUCUGGAGAAUAACUGUGGCGCAAUCGGUCCCAACCGUCCCAUGGGCGGAGAGCCAUCCAACAUCCACACCGGAACGCAGGGUGUGUACUUCCUAAACACACGUGGCGCGAGUCCAUUCUCGAUGGGCUGAGGGAUUCUAAUCAUGUCAACGAUGGUCAUUGCAAUGUUCUGAUAUUAAUAGUGUUCUAGUCCUUAUCUCAGUCAACACAUGAUCUAAUAUGAUGCUACAUACCGUUUUGGCUCAAAUUCCGGACAUGAAUUAUAUCCCGAACAGUGACGAUUUAACAUCCGAAUUUUUUUAUUGUUUUUGAAUCAAGAUUACAAGCGAAUGGGACGGAAGGUCGUUUAAUAGCGACAUUUCGGAAUACCAGUCAUGGUUGGAAUAUGAGUCAAAACGGUAGAAUGUUAAGAAGAGGUUUAUCAUGGACGAUUAUGUGUCGACUGGGAACUUAAUUUUAAAAGUACCUCUGACAUUUAUACUCUCUUAUCAAAAUAAACUAUACUGA
Armigeres subalbatus is the source of this 1405-nucleotide messenger RNA. Its product is annotated as pancreatic triacylglycerol lipase-like. Gene Ontology annotation, molecular function: lipase activity. The record is from RefSeq and is a predicted model, not a curated record. Gene Ontology annotation, biological process: lipid catabolic process. The transcript has 2 exons. Bases 1 to 1029 code for a protein of 342 amino acids. NCBI's taxonomy places the organism in Eukaryota, Metazoa, Arthropoda, Insecta, Diptera, Culicidae.